This is a messenger RNA of Heterocephalus glaber (naked mole-rat), 2840 nucleotides long. It is a transcript of the gene Jmjd4, whose product is annotated as jumonji domain containing 4. The record is from RefSeq and is a predicted model, not a curated record. Gene Ontology annotation, biological process: positive regulation of translational termination; protein hydroxylation. Gene Ontology annotation, cellular component: cytoplasm; nucleus. Lineage: Eukaryota; Metazoa; Chordata; Mammalia; Rodentia; Bathyergidae. Gene Ontology annotation, molecular function: sequence-specific DNA binding; 2-oxoglutarate-dependent dioxygenase activity.
GCGAAGCCCUAGCGUUUCUGGUUCUGGGCUGCGACCCAUCCAUCUCCCCGCGGGACCCGUGAGGGUGAUUGCUUCGCCCGCUUCUCGCCCGGAAGAGAGCGGCCUGGGCCCGCCGAUGGACCGGGAGACGCGCGCCACGGCCGAGCAACACUUCCAGGCCGCGGGGGCCGGAAUCCGGGGCGGUGGUCUGGCGCCGGUAGGCGUCGCCUUCAUCCGGGAGCCCUGCGCCUUCUCUUACGCCGACUUCGUAACGGGCUUCCUGCUGCCCAACCUGCCCUGCGUGUUCUCCAGCGCCUUCACCGCGUCCUGGGGCUGCCGGCGGCGCUGGGUGACGCCCGCGGGCAAGCCGGACUUUGAGUAUUUGCUGCGCAAGUAUGGAGACGUAGUGGUACCUGUGGCCAACUGUGGGAUCCAGGAAUACAACUCGAAUCCCAAGGAGCACAUGCCCCUGCAGGACUACAUCGCCUACUGGCAGGAGUAUAUCCAGCGUGGUGGCUCCUCCCCACGGGGCUGCCUCUACCUCAAGGACUGGCACCUGUGCAGUGGCGUGUGCUGCAGCCGUGCGCUCCACAGGGGCUCCCCUGCAGAGGACCUGGAGGACGUGUUCACCCUGCCCGCGUACUUCUCCUCCGACUGGCUGAAUGAGUUCUCGGAUGCCUUGGGUGUGGACGAUUACCGCUUCGUUUACGCAGGGCCCAGGGGCACCUGGUCCCCGUUCCACGCCGACAUCUUCCGCUCCUACAGCUGGUCGGUCAACAUCUGCGGGAGGAAGAAGUGGCUGCUGUUUCCCCCGGGGCAGGAGGAGGCCCUGCGGGACAACCACGGCACCCUGCCCUAUGACGUGACCUCCUCCACGCUCAUGGACACCCACCUGCACCCCACACACCUGCCAAGCAGCCCAGCGCUGGAGGUCGUGCAAGAGGCUGGGGAGAUGCUAUUUGUGCCCAGUGGCUGGCACCACCAAGUGCACAACCUGGAUGACACCAUCUCCAUCAACCACAACUGGGUCAACGGCUGCAACCUGGCCAACAUGUGGCACUUCCUGCAGCAGGAGCUCCAGGCUGUGCAGCGAGAAGUUGGCCAGUGGAAGGACUCCAUGCCCGACUGGCACCACCACUGCCAGGUCAUCAUGAGAUCCUGUUCAGGGAUCAACUUUGAAGAAUUUUACCACUUCCUCAAGGUCAUCGCUGAGAGAAGGCUUCUUGUCCUGGGACAGGGGGAGCAGGGGGAACUAGGGCCCAGCGCAGGCCUGGGGCUGGGCCUCCAGCAGGCUGCAUUUGACAUUGGCCGCCUUGCAGAGGUGCUGGCCUCUGUGGUCGAACACCCUGACUUCCAGCGGGUAGACACCAGCAUGUUCUCGCCCCAGCCUUGGGAACUACUGAGGCAGCUGGAGGACGCCCUGGUAGCCACCAGGGCCCUUUAGUAUCAGUGAGGGUUGGAGCGCCAGCAGGCACCAGGAGAAGACGGCUUUGCCCAGGGCCUUAAAGUAAAGGCCGUCCUGUCUGUGUGGCGGGACAGGUCCCUGGAGAGCAGAGCAGAGCAGAGUGAGGCCCCUUUCCUGGGGUCCAAGCUGGGGAUCCUUGGGAAGGUCCAGUCAGGGUGGGAGCUCAGCCACUGACAAGCACCUGGGGUCAUAAGAUAUCUGCCCCCCUGGCCUGCAGUGAGUAUGAUGAGCCACGCUUCCACAUUCCCCUCACCUUCCCAUAGCCUCCUGAGUGGCAGGGAUCCAGGCUGCCUGUCCUGGCGUCCCCAUGUGGCUGGGCCUGUCUCCAGGUCACAGAUGCAUGUGUCGCCACUGCCCUGUGCUGUGCAUCUUCUAGCUCUGCCUUGGGGACCCCAGGCCCCAGCUGGAGGACUUGGGCACCUUGUGCAGGUGAAGCUGGCUUGUGAGCUGACCAGUGUUCACCCAUAGCAGCAGGCACAGCAUGAGCAGGUGAGGAACCCAAGUACUGGCCCAGGUGGGUGCCUGGGCUCUGGGUCCUGCUGUGUCCAGAGGCCACACACUGGUUUGUCCCGUGGCCUGGCAGGCCGUGUCUGCAUGUAGCUGUUCUCAUUGCACACAGUGGUGUUCUGGAAAGGCAAGCAAGCCGUUCCCAGCCCAUCCACAGUGCCCCGUGGUACCCUGUGCCUCUGGUUCCUGUGUGUCACCCUGUUCUCCACACGUCUCCACCCCUCACAGCCCCAUUCUUAGUGGCAGGUGCAACUGUGGGCAGAGGUGCAAGGCCCGCGUGAAUCGGCCGCUUGCUUGCCCUGACCUUGGCCCCAAGGGCAGGUGAGGGCGCACAGAAGGUUGGGAUGGGAUGGACUCUGAGUCCCAGCUCUAGGGGACCUGGGACCCCGUUCUCCAGUGGGAGUCAUGGGUCUGCCCAGUCCCUCGUGACCUGGAGCCCCUGUCACUUUGAGGGGGUCCCCUCAGAGCAGGAGGGUGACAGCCUCACAGGCCUAGACGUGCCCUGCUGUGAUGUCCUGUGGGACUGCCUGGCCCCUGACUAGAGUGGAAGCCCAGGAGGGCAGGGACUUGUUCUGUCCAAUGAAUUACGCUGGGUACCUGGGAGGUGGCUGUGCAGCAGGUGCCUCACCAACGUGCCAGCUGGAUGUGCCCCAGCCGCGUCUUCCCAGCUUCCAGAGAGGGUUGAGCGCCCCUGAAGCCCGGGUCCAGGCUGGGGUCAUUGGGUUGGGAUUGUAGGCCUUUGUAGGGGACAGGGGAAGGGGACGUUACCAGAACCUCUGCAGUGAGUCCUGGUCUCCUGCGAGCCACGGCAGCACACGGCGAAUUACAGGAAAGGUAGAAAAAUGAGGCUGAGAAGAAGCUGAGCUUUGGGUCUGAUCAGUGCUGCUCU